CUGUGGAUGGUAUCGAUGUAUCUUUACGGGAACUAAUGCUUAUGAAAAGUUAGGACAAAUUUUUGGAGAUGAAAAGUGGGGGGUUCGAGAAUAUGAAAACAACCAACAAACCUGGGUAAUUUUAAAUGGAUCAGAAAAUGAAAAAACUAAAUAUUUAGAAAUUCGAUGGGAACACAAAGAAAUUAUAGAUGCAGCAAAUCAUAUAUCAGCUGAAACUCUAAUCGAUAGAGCAGUUGUGUUAACCUCGUUCCAAAAACCAACAGAGUUUCUUUGUUUAACUCUGAAAUUACUACACUUACAACCGGCUCUUGGAGCAUUUUACUUAAGACUUGUUGGAGAACCAUUAUUAAAUGAUUAUCGAAAGUUGAGAAAACGAACAAUAGGUAGAUCGAAUUCAUUAUUCGCAGCUGUUCCUCGUAUCUUCUUAAUUAAAACAACUUGUGCCGCUCCGUGUGAAAAACAUCAAAUUUUCGGCAAUAUGGAGUGGGAUACUUACACUUUAUAUUAUACUUUAGGUGUACAAAAACUACUACUGAAGAAGAGCCUAGCACUAAGAUACCACCCAGAUAGAAAUCCAAAUGCUACCGAUCAGAUGGGAAUUAACAUGUUGGAUUCUAUAGCUGGUUUCCGGAAAUUCAAGGACCAUUAUGCAAUACUUUCAAUUCUGAUUAUUCUUAUAAUCCUGUUUUUCGUCUUAUCAAUAAGAAUAGAUGGUACUAUAUCAUGGAGUUAUGGAAUUGCAUUCGUACCAAUAUGGAUUGAAGAUUUUAUUUUAUUAUCACUUCAUUCUCUUAAUAAUGAAUUCAAGUCACAGAGAAUAAUGAACUAG
Molecule: messenger RNA, 829 nt
Organism: Dentiscutata erythropus
Lineage: Eukaryota; Fungi; Glomeromycota; Glomeromycetes; Diversisporales; Gigasporaceae
Source: the annotation of a GenBank genome assembly